This is a messenger RNA of Megalobrama amblycephala (Wuchang bream), 1995 nucleotides long. Its product is annotated as fidgetin-like protein 2. Lineage: Eukaryota; Metazoa; Chordata; Actinopteri; Cypriniformes; Xenocyprididae. The record is from RefSeq and is a predicted model, not a curated record. The transcript has 4 exons. The coding region runs from base 276 to 1157 and encodes 293 amino acids.
UGCAUGUGGGCUGUUGUCACAGGGACAGAGGGAGGUAGUGCAGAGUUGGAUAGAAGAAAAAAGAAGAGGCAAGAGACAAAAAAAGAGUGUGAGAGGCAUGGCAGCGUAAAGCUUGGAAUUUACUUAUAACUGCUACAGUGCAAUGGAGAUUCACAGAGAGAGACUGGUAUCUGUGUUUAUGAGCAAUGGUGGACAGAUUUGUGCACACCGUUAGCAUUUACAAUCAAAAAUAACACGCUGAUACUGAAUUCUGGUUAAAACAGCAUGGUGUGGUAAUGAUGCAGUGGUCAUCUGAGUGGGCGGAGCAACACUAUGAUGUCUCCUCCACCACAUCAUCUCCAGUUCACCCUAAGCCCCUCCCAUUCCCUCAGCCCAGUCGUCCUGCGUUCUCAGGCUACACAGAUGACAUCAGUGCCCUCAGUGCCUCUAGCUUGCUAAAGCGCUAUGCAGAGAGGUAUUCCUUCAACUCAGCCUUACCAGAACAUGGGAGUUUCCUGAGAAGUGAGCAGCACCAGGAGCCGUGGCCUGGGGGGUACAGCACAGACGGGCCUCCCGGUUUAGACCCACUGAAGGGGAGCGGAAGUGAUCUUUCAGAGCAGCAGUACAGCAGCGGUCCCACGUCUCAGGAUUACCCUUCAUCCUACAGCAGCCAACAUCUGCUACCCAAACCAUCCUAUCUUCCGUCUCCAGCGUUUGCCUUGCCGUCUGCUUACCUGCCCCCCGCACCAGGCUACGCUUAUCCCCAGCAAUGCGGUCUGACGGCUAGUUACCCUCACAGCACCCCUGCUCUGCUGCCCUCGGGCAUACACACCCCCACGCCUCUUCACAGCAGCCACGGUGCUGCUGAACUCCCACGCAACAGGAAGUUUGGCUUCGACCAGUCCAAAACUGCCAGAGUGUCACCUUACACAAUCAGGGACAAAAGCGAAAGGCAGAACAGUGACAGUGGUACAAAUGUCAAUGAAAGCUGUGGGACGGACAUCCAGAGCUACAGGCCUGAUAGACUUUCCACUCAGUCCGACCUCGAGGCCGAUUCUGUGGGCAAGACCAGUCACCUACGACCUCCGGAGACAAGGUCUUAUGGAGUGAAGCACAUUAUGGUGGCAAGCACUAAUCCACCGCUUCAAUCAAUGAAAUCCAAGCCAAAGAAAGACUGAAAGAGAGGAAUGGAAAAGAGAAAGAGAAAUAUGGUAAAUCAAAACACACACCUGAAAGUUUCAUAUGUCAUAUGUGUAAUAUAAGGUUUUCAUACAUUUUGUUAGUGAGCAUGUGAACAAUAAUUGUCAUGGAUGUUCUUCAACACUGAAGUCAGUGGGAUAAAACACUCUUCUUAUUUUAGGAAUAUUAUCCUCUAUAAACUUUGAAUGUAAAUCUAAUUUCCCUCAGGAAUUGUGAAUGAAGCCAUACUUAAUGUUUAAAUUUUGAGUUUGACAGAUGUUUUUGUCUUUUAUUGUCUAGUUAGUGUAGUUUCUUUGUCAUGUCCAUCAUUAAAGAAAAUAUUUGUAACCUUACAAACAGUAUUUCAAUGAUUACAGAACACAUAAUAUAUCUAGCUUUCGCAGGGCUGCUGCAAAAAAGGCUAAAAGGGUCUUUUCCACUAUUCACCUAUUGUGACGUUUACUAUGGAAACCCACAGAGCUGUCCCAGCCCCCUGAGUUGAUCACUGGAUGUGUUUUCCUCUGACCCUCUGACCUUUCUCUGUUUUAAAUGAGGCGUGUGAAAGAAUAGAGAGCUUUUGUUAUGGAGAGGCAAACGGGACAUCAACUGAAAAUGUACAAACCAAAAUGAAAAUGACAGUGUAGUUAAUAUUUAAAUUAGAUUUUUUUUUUUUAACACUCACAAAUGCAGUAUAUGGAACAAAGUCAUGUUAUUACAAUUUUCAUCUACCUCACUGUUACAUUGCUGUAUGUUCAGAGUAUGCAAUUGUGUAUUACAUGUCUAAAUGUCUACCUCAAGAAAAAAAAAAUACACAAAAUAAAAACUAUUGUACCGAUA